AUCCCACCUCACUCCUGCCCCUGCGCCCCGCACACGUGCGCGGAUGCACACGCGCAACACACACAUGGCGUCUUCACCCUUGGGCCUCCAGCCGGCGCCUCCUAUGCCUCUGUCUCCAAGCCCGCUCAGGGAAGCGACUAAUUAACGGGUCACACUGAGGUGUGAGUGUAUGAGAAGUUACACUUCUACCUGUGCCAGAAAUAAUUGCUUUUGAAGAACUUUCAACCACCUUGAGUGAAAGGAAACCGUCGUGGCGUGAGAUCAGGCAAGGACCACAUCUUGUCGUUUUGUUUGCUGGCUUUACCCUGGGCCCGAGACUAAAGUAACCGUCUAGAAUCUCACCAGGUAAAGAAUCUGAGGCUCAGAGGAGUUUUCCACACCCUUCCUAGCGGCACAACCAGGAUCAGGUUGCCUAGAAAAAUAAUGAAUUUUCCAUCCUCAAGAAGUCUCUACCAUAUGGCAUAAAGCGUGUUUUCACUGUGAAGUUUGCAAGAUGAUGCUAUCGGUUAAUAACUUUGUGAGUCACCAGAAAAAGCCGUACUGUCACGCCCAUAACCCCAAGAACAACACUUUCACAAGUGUCUAUCAUACUCCAUUAAAUCUAAAUAUGAGGAAGACUCCAGAAGCCAUCCAUGGGGUGGACGACCAGGAUGAUAGCGAACGGUUUAAAUCGGUUUUUCACUGGGACAUGAAAUCCAGGGAUGGGGCAGAUGCAGCUAACAGGCAACCCCUGGUGAACGAGGUGAGAGAAGAGAGAGGCUACUGGACCGGAUAUGGGGAAGGGAGUGGUUGGUGCCCAGGAGCUCUUCCAGAUCCUGAAAUCGUAAGGAUGGUUGAGGCCCGAAAGUCUCUUGGUGAGCAGGAAUAUACAGAAGACUAUGAGCAACAGAGGGGCAAGGGGAGUUUCCCAGCCAUGAUCACGCCUGCCUAUCAAAGAGCCAAGAAAGCCAACCAGCUGGCCAGCCAAGUGGAAUACAAGAGAGGGCAUGAUGAACGUAUCUCCACAUUCUCCACGGUGGCGGAUACCCCUGAGUUGCUACGGGCCAAGGCAGGGGGACAGCUUCAAAGCAAUGUGAGAUACACAGAAGACUAUGAACAGCAGAGAGGGAAAGGCAGUUUUCCUGCCAUGAUCACCCCUGCUUAUCAGAUAGCCAAGAGAGCCAAUGAGCUGGCGAGUGAUGUGAGGUACCAUCAACAAUAUCAAAGAGAAAUGAAGGGGGUGGCUAGUCCAGCUGCUGGAGCUGUAGGUGCAUCGUCAAGGGAAUGUAUGGACCAGUAUGGCCAGCAGGGUUACUUGGAGGAAUAUGAGGAGCACAGAGGAAAAGGCAGCUUCCCCGCCAUGAUCACCCCAGCUUAUCAGAACGCCAAGAAAGCCAACGAACUCGCCAGUGAUAUAAAAUACAGGCAGGACUUCAACAAGAUGAAAGGGCCUGCACAUUAUCACUCCCUCCCAGCUCAAGACAACUUGGUUCUCAAGCGGGCACAGAGCGUGAACAAGCUUGUGAGCGAGAAUAAAUAUAAAGAAAACUACCAGAACCACAUGAGGGGCCACUAUGAAGGAGUUGGUAUGGACAGACGGACUCUCCAUGCUAUGAAGGUUGGAAGCCUGGCAAGCAAUGUUGCCUACAAGGCUGAUUAUAAACACGACGUUGUGGACUACAACUACCCAGCCACGCUUACUCCUUCCUAUCAAACCACAGUGAGACUGGUUCCCUUGAAAGAUGUCAACUAUAGGCAAAGCAUCGACAAAUUGAAAUACAGCUCUGUGACCAACACCCCUCAAAUUGUCCAAGCCAAAAUCAAUGCCCAGCAACUGAGUCAUGUGAAUUACCGCGCUGACUAUGAGAAAAACAAGUUGAAUUACACACUGCCACAGGACAUACCUCAGCUGGUGAAGGCCAGAACCAAUGCUGAACUAUUCAGUGAGGUUAAGUACAGAGAAGGCUGGGACAAGGCCAAGGGGAAAGGAUUUGAGCUGAAACUGGAUGCUAUGUCUCUGCUGGCCGCCAAAGCCUCCGGAGAGCUUGCGAGCAAUAUUAAAUAUAAGGAAGAGUACGAAAAAUCAAAAGGCAAAGUCAUGGGCACUACGGACUCCAGGCUUCUGCACUCUCUGCAGGUUGCCAAGAUGAGCAGUGAGGUCGAAUACAAGAAAGGCUUUGAAGAGAGUAAGACCCGCUUCCACCUACCCAUGGACAUGGUACACAUCAAGCAUGCUAAGAAGGCCCAAGCUCUGGCCAGUGACCUGGACUACAGGAAAAAACUGCAUGAAUACACUGUGCUGCCUGAGGACAUGAAGACUCAGUGGGCCAAGAAAGCCUACGGGCUCCAGAGCGAGCUGCAGUACAAGGCCGACCUGGCGUGGAUGAAAGGAGUCGGGUGGCUGACAGAGGGGAGCCUCAAUUUGGAGCAGGCCAAGAAAGCGGGACAGCUGAUCAGCGAGAAAAACUACAGGCAGAGGGCGGACGAGCUCAAGUUCACCAGUGUGACCGACAGCUCCCAGAUGGCACACGCCAGGAAGAGCCAGGAGCUGCAGAGCGGAGUGGCCUACAAGGCAGGAAACGAGCAGUCCGUCCAUCAGUACAGCAUCAGCAAAGAUGAGCCUCUCUUCUUACAGGCCCGAGCCAACGCUGCCAAUCUCAGUGAGAAACUGUAUAAGAGCAGCUGGGAAAACCAGAAGGCGAAAGGGUUUGAGCUACGUCUUGACUCCUUGGCCUUCCUGGCAGCCAAAGCCAACAGGGACCUGGCCAGCGAGGUGAAGUACAAGGAAGAUUAUGAGAGGUCCAGAGGGAAGCUGAUCGGGGCGAAGGAUGCCCAGGGGGAUUCACAAAUGAGUCACUCGCUGCAAAUGUCCAAGCUGCAGAGCGACCUGGAGUACAAGAAGGGGUUCGAGGACACCAGGUCCCAGUGCCACGUCUCCCUGGACAUGGUCCACCUCGUGCACGCCCGCAAGGCUCAGCAUCUAGCCACAGACAUAGGCUACAAGACAGCAUCUCAUCACUUUACCGCUUUGCCCACAGACAUGAGGGUGGAAUGGGCCAAGAAGGCGUACGGGUUACAGAGCGACAACCAAUACAGGGCAGAUGUGAAGUGGAUGAAAGGCACGGGCUGGGUCGCCACCGGGUCAUUAAAUGUGGAGCAGGCGAAGAAGGCAGGAGAACUCAUUAGCGAGAAGAAGUACCGUCAGCCUCCAGAUGCUUUGAAGUUUACCAGUAUUAAAGACACUCCGGAGAUGGUCCAGGCCAGAAUUAGUUAUACCCAAGCCGUGGAUAGGUUAUAUAAGGAACAAGGAGAAAACAUAAAGCACCAUUACACUCAGACAGCCGACCUCCCUGAAGUCCUCCUGGCCAAGCUGAAUGCCAUGAAUAUCAGUGAGACACGUUACAAGGAAUCCUGGAGCAAACUUCGAGACGGCGGAUAUAAAUUGAGACUGGAUGCCAUUCCAUUUCAGGCAGCAAAGGCUUCCGGCGAAAUCAUAAGUGACUACAAAUACAAAGAGGCAUUUGAGAAAAUGAAAGGGCAGAUGCUUGGCUCCCGGAGCUUGGAAGACGAUAUCAGCCUUGCACAUUCAGUGUAUGCGAACUCGCUGCAGAGCGAAGUGAAUUACAAGAAAGGCUUUGAACUCUCCAAGGCACACUUCCAUCUGCCAUUGGACAUGGUGACCCUGGUGCAUGCCAGGAAGGCUCAGAGCCUGGCCAGCGACCAGGACUACAGACACCCGCUCCCCCAGUACACUUCCUUGGCCGAAGACCUGAGGCUCAGCUGUGCCAAGAGAGCUCACAAGUUGCAGAGCGAGAAUUUGUACCGGUCAGACCUGAACUUCAUGCGAGGCGUUCCCUGUGUCAUUCCAGGCACGUUAGAGAUCGAAGGGAGAAAGAAGGCAUCUGAACUCAUCAGUGAGAGUAAAUACCGUCAGCAUCCCCAGUCAUUCAAGUACACAGCUGUGACAGACACCCCCAGCCUCCUUCAUGCAAAACUCAGCAACCAGAUUACCAAUGAGCGCCUCUAUAAAGCAGCCGGGGACGAGGAGAGGCACCGGUACACAAUGACCCUGGGUCUGCCUGAGUUCGCCCGAGCCAAAGCAAACGCGGCCAAUCUGAGUGACGCCAAAUACAAGGAGUCUUGGCGUAAUCUCCGUGCUCAAGGCUACAAGCUGACGAUAGACGCUCUUCCCUUCCAGGCUGCUCGCGUCUCUGGAGAUAUAGCCAGUGAUUUUCUCUACCGACAUGACUUUGUGAAGGAGCGAGGUAGGCUGAUCGGGACCCGGAGCGUGAGCGAGGACCCCCGGCUCCGGCACUGCUGGCGGGUGGGCCAGCUGCAGAGCGAGCUUCAGUACAGGCGGGGGGCGGCAGGCAGCCGAGCCCAGUGUCACCUGCCCAUGGACAUGGUGCACCUGGUCCACGCCAGGAAGGCCCAGGCCCUAGCCAGCGAUCACGACUACAGGACAUGGUGCCACGAGUUCACGGCGCUGCCUGAGGACCUGAAGAUGUCCUGGGCCAAGAGAGCUCACGCCCUGCAGAGUGAGUUUCGCUACAAGUCAGACCUGAUGGGCAUGAAGGGGACGGGAUGGUUGACGCUGAGUUCCCCACAGCUAGAGUGUGCAAAGAAGGCUGGAGAACUCAUCAGCGAGACUAAAUACCGUAAGAAACCAGACAGUAUCAAGUUCACCACGGUGGUUGACUCCCCAGACCUGGUUCACGCCAAGAACAGCUACCUGCAUUGCAACGAGCGCCUGUACAGGGCGGGCGACGCAGAGUCCCUGCACAGAUACACCCCGAUCCCCGACCACCCCGAUUUCACCAGAGCCCGCCUCAACGCACAGUGCCUGAGUGACAAAGCCUACAGAAACUCUUGGGAACAGACGCGGGCUGUCGGCUAUGACUUCAGGCUGGACGCCAUUCCAUUCCAGACUGCCCGCGCGUCCAGAGAGAUCGCCAGUGACUUCCGGUAUAAAGAGGCCUUCCUGAGAGACCGGGGCCAGCAGAUUGGGUACCGCAGCGUCCAGGACGACCCGAGGAUGAGGCAUUUCCUCAACGUCGGCAAACUCCAGAGUGACAACGAGUACAAGAAGGACUUCGCCAAGCGUCGGUCUCAGUUCCACAGCCGCCCAGACCAGCCCGGCCUCCUCCAGGCCAGGAGGAGCCAGCAGCUGGCCAGCGACGUGUGCUACAGGCAGCCCCUGCCCCAGCCCACCUGCGACCCCGAGCAGCUGGGCCUGAAGCACGCGCAGAAGGCCCACCAGCUGCAAAGCGAUGUCAAGUACAAAUCAGACUUGAACCUGACCAGAGGUAUCGGCUGGACCCCUCCCGGCUCCUACAAAGUGGAGAUGGCCCGGCGCGCGGCAGAACUGGCCAAGGCGAGGGGCCUGGGUCUCCGGGGGGCUGACGGGGGACCAGAGGCUGCGGAGCCCGCGGAUAAUCAGAGGGGGGACGUGAACCCAGACGCCAUGGAGAUUCUGCACGUCAAAAGGAGGAGGGGUCUGCCCUUGUGAGCACGCGGCAUCCACCCAGGAUUCUUGGGAGAGCGGCUGGGGAGGAAUUGUGCCCACCAGAGACAUGCUUCUGUUCCAGCAAGCCAAAAAAAAAAACCAAAAAACAAAAAAACAUGACACACCAGCCCAUUCCCUGAGCCGCUUUACUUAACGACUCUUAGAAAGCUACGGAGAAUGUCGUAUUUUCGGUCCUCCGGGUCAUCCUGGAAGGGGGUGACCCGUUCUGCUGUGUACUUUGGGUGUCUGACAUGAGGAAUAAAGACG
This is a messenger RNA of Prionailurus viverrinus (fishing cat), 5752 nucleotides long. It is a transcript of the gene NRAP, whose product is annotated as nebulin related anchoring protein. Gene Ontology annotation, biological process: cardiac muscle thin filament assembly. Gene Ontology annotation, molecular function: actin filament binding. NCBI's taxonomy places the organism in Eukaryota, Metazoa, Chordata, Mammalia, Carnivora, Felidae. Gene Ontology annotation, cellular component: Z disc. The transcript is spliced from 42 exons. Bases 494 to 5488 code for a protein of 1664 amino acids. The record is from RefSeq and is a predicted model, not a curated record.